This is a messenger RNA of Oncorhynchus tshawytscha (Chinook salmon), 3011 nucleotides long. RefSeq names its product carbonic anhydrase 4-like. Gene Ontology annotation, molecular function: carbonate dehydratase activity; zinc ion binding. The transcript has 9 exons. The record is from RefSeq and is a predicted model, not a curated record. Bases 137 to 1084 code for a protein of 315 amino acids. Gene Ontology annotation, cellular component: plasma membrane. NCBI's taxonomy places the organism in Eukaryota, Metazoa, Chordata, Actinopteri, Salmoniformes, Salmonidae.
UCAACAUACACCCCCCCAAGGUGAUCAAAGGAGGCGUGUUUAGUUUAGCUAGUUGAGGUGUGCGACUGAAUAAAAAGAGGAAGGAUGGGAGGCUGAGCGCACAGGACGGACAGGUGAAGACAGGUGUGGCUUCAAGAUGAAUCGACUUGUGGUUAUUGUUGCGACACUCUUUGUCCCCACUACAUACGGUGCUGCAGGCGGUUUGUGGUGUUACCAUGAUCCUAGUUGUGAUGACACCACUUGGUCCGCCAUUGUCACUGAACAUUGCAAUGGAUCCCGUCAGUCUCCCAUCAACAUCGUCUCUGCAUCAGCAGUGAGCGAUGAAACCCUGACUGCCUUCACUUUCACUAAAUACGGAGACAACUCCACAAUGAACAAGAUCAAGAACACUGGCAAAACUGUCAAAGUGACGCUCACGAGUGGUGUCCAGGUUACAGGUGGGGCCCUGUCUGAGGCCUAUGACAGCCUCCAGUUUCACCUCCACUGGGGGAAUGGUACCUCAGUACCUGGGUCGGAGCACACAGUGGAUGGAACACGCUACCCCAUGGAGAUGCACAUAGUAAAUGCCAAGUCGUCGCUCAAUGGCAAUACGACCGCGGCCGUUGCAGACGACACGGGACUCGCUGUUCUUGGCUUCUUCAUAAAGGCCAUGCCAAGUAAUGUGACUGGUUCACCAGCAGCCUGGAAUACUCUGACAUCAUACUUGGCCAACAUCACACUAAAAGAUGAGUAUAUAAACAUUACUCAUGAUGCUUUUUCAUUGGAUGAGCUCCUGGAAGGGGUGGACCGCACUAAAUACUACCGUUACCGUGGAUCCCUGACCACUCCAAACUGCAACGAGGCUGUGGUGUGGACCGUGUUCAAGGACCCUAUCAAAGUCAGCCAGGAUUUGAUUGAUCUCUUCAGCACAACAGUGCACAUUGACCACAACUCCACCUCUGCCUUGAUGACCAACGUCUUCAGGAACAUCCAGCCUGUCAACGACUGGGUGGUGACGACCCAGGGCCGUCCAGCUUCGGGAGCCUCCACAAUGCGCUCCUCUCUGGGCCUAAUGGCCCUGGCCUGGAUGCUGCUGAGGGUUUAGUGACGGCUAGUAACGCCUCACCUGAAGUGCACUACCAUACAUACAUCGAUUACCAACAGGAUUCACCUUGAUCCAAGGAGAAGCUAUUUGAUAAAGCAACAAUUAUAGCAAAAUAUCAACUUAUUUAUUAUCCAAACAUCAUUAGACAUGUAAUUAAUCUGAAAAAGAAAAAUGACCGAAAGACUUAUUUUAACAAAAUUACAGUACAUUUUAAUGUACCUUAUAAUGAAAAAAUAUGUAAUGUGCAUUUCUUUUCCAAAAUUCAACCCACAAUACUAAGAAGCUAAUUGACCAUAAUUUGAUUAAAGUGUCAUUUAGUUUUCUGAACUUUGAAGUAAAUAUUAAUGCUGUCAUAUUUAUGUAGUUAAAGCGACUGCCAUUUAAAGAGACAGUACAUCAGUUCACUUCAAAAGGUGAUCCUUGUCGUGGAAAUGUCCUUAAUUACCAACUGAUGAGAGCAAAUCACACACGAGUCAGAGUUAUGCUCAAUCUUCACCUUUAAUUUUAAUAUAUAUUUUUUACUAUGUUCGGGAUGUGGUAUCCACUCGGCUCGCUGCCUCUCCGAUCUUAGGUUGGUCCAUCUGCUCCGUUCUCGAAGUGUGGUCUCCCUGAGAUCCCGAGUUUGAGGGAUCCCUUGUGCACGAUUACCUAGGUCGUCAGGAGCGGUCACCGAGUGAAGAUUCACAUCCCAUCCCCGUCGCCAAAUGUAUUAUUCUAUAUGUUUAAACAGUUAUCAUAGUUAUCAUAUAUCAUAGGGUGGGGGUAAUGUCUUGGUACCAUUUUGUACCAAGGACGAGAUAAGAGCUUUGUUUAGGAGACCAAACUGAAGGAUAAUUUAUAGCCAACUCUGUCUGACUAGGGGAUAUUCUCUCUGAAGUACGUUUUUUUCUCUGUGUAAGUUCCUAAGACCUGUGGUUUGUCAUGUCGUCUAGGAGGGGGUGGAUCUUUGCAAUAAAGGAUCCCAUUUGCCAUUAUGUAGGGCACUCUCAACUUUUCAUUAGAGAUACUGAACUGUUGAAAGUCAAAAUGCUAUUGCAAAAGCUUGAUUAUUAUUAAAUGUGAAGAUUAAGCAUAACUCUGACUCGUGUGUGAUUUGCUCUCUCAUCAGUUGGUAAUUAAGGAAAUUUCCACGACAUCCUGAGAGACGACUUUUUGUACGACUUUAUUGGAAGAUUUUUAUAUGCAUUGGAAGACUUUUAUAUGCACAAAAUAAGGUAAUUUUGGUUUUGUACACAGUCUUAUGAUACGUGGUAUAGAAAAGUAUAAUCUUAGGUGAGUACGUGGAUAGCUAUAUCUAGGCAGAUGAUCUGUCUUACUGGUCAAAAUAAUUUAUACAGGUUCCCCUCUGCCCUCUGGUGGUAUGAAUAACUUGUAAUUAAAGUAUGUCUACAGAAAAACCUUGAUAAAAAAAUUAUUCCUAUUUAUCAAAUUACAAUAGGUGGAAUUGUGUGUUUUGGGCUGGGGUCAAAACAGUUACUGAGGAUUAAAGGGAUGUUGACAUGGUGUCUGCCUUAGAAUGACAAGACAAUUGAUGAACAUUGACAAACGGCCAUUCCUUUAGUCAAUGCAGUCUUACCAGUUGUCGUGAAAGGUCAUUGUAUGUCAACAGCAGUAUAGAAGACUUAGGGCGGUGGUAGACUUAGGUGGUAUACCUGAAUGCAUGUCUCAGUGUGCCUACAUUACUUUUCCACAUGUACACUAUUGCCUCAAUGAAUUCUGUAUAUUUAGUCAUGCUGAAUUUGCAACCAGGUGGGAGGUGGGAAUUUACCAGUUGUGAAGUAGUAAAUACCAUUUAGAUGAAUUCAUGUCCUUUGAACUCGUUGAGAAAUCCCGAUUGGCUAAUGGCCAACAAGCUGCGUCAACCAACAUUUAAAUGUCCAGCUAUCAUGUUUGUAAACAAAUUAUAGAGUAAAAAAAGAAACAUUAA